AUGAAGGACAUUUCCUCCAUAUUAGCCUGCGGAAAUUUCUACCAUGAUGAAUUUCAAAAAUACAGGAGGAAGAAGGUGAUCUGCCUCUCCUUAUCCACACUAACGUUUCCUGUAAGCAAGAACCAGGAAGAACCUCUUGUAGCUGACCCCCACUCUGUCAUAAACAAAGCAGUAUUGAAACCAGAAUUAAAACUACGAUGUAUCCAAGUGCAGAAAGUGAGGUAUGUUUGGGACAACGUGGAGAAGAGGUUUCAGAAAGUUGGGUUGCUGGAAGACAGCCACUCUUGCUACGACAUCCAUCACACGUUCGGGCUGGGUCUGACCAGUGAAGAGCAGCAGAUCAGAAGAUUAGUGUGCGGGCCCAAUGCCAUUGAGGUUGAAAUCCAACCCAUAUGGAAGCUGCUUGUUAAACAGGUUUUAAAUCCAUUCUAUGUGUUCCAAGCCUUUACCCUAACUUUGUGGCUGACUCAAGGUUACAUAGAAUAUUCUGUGGCCAUCAUCAUCUUGUCUGUUAUCUCCAUUGUCUUAAGUGUGUAUGAUUUACGACAGCAAUCUGUGAAGCUGCACAAUCUUGUGGAGGAUCACAACAAAGUCCAGGUUACAGUCAUCCUAAGAGGCAAAGGUUUGCAGGAGCUGGAGUCCCGUCUCUUGGUUCCUGGAGAUAUCCUCAUUCUUCCAGGCAAAUUUUCAUUGCCGUGCGAUGCUGUGCUGAUUGACGGUAGCUGUGUGGUCAACGAAGGCAUGCUCACAGGAGAAAGUAUACCUGUUACAAAGACACCAUUGCCCCAUACGGAGAACACCAUGCCCUGGAAAUCCCACAGUUUGGAGGACUAUCGGAAACAUGUCCUUUUCUGUGGAACAGAAGUGAUCCAGGUCAAGCCCUCUGGACAGGGUCCAGUAAGAGCAGUGGUUUUGCAAACAGGUUUCAAUACAGCCAAAGGGGACUUGGUGAGAUCCAUCCUCUACCCCCGGCCUCUGAACUUCAAACUAUACAGUGAUGCCUUCAAGUUCAUAGUGUUCCUGGCCUGCCUCGGAGUUGUGGGUUUUUUCUAUGGCCUUGGUGUAUAUAUGUACCAUGGAGUUCCUCCAAGAGAUACCGCCACCAUGGCCCUGCUGCUCCUCACCGUGACUGUCCCUCCUGUGCUGCCAGCUGCCCUGACCACAGGCAUCGUGUACGCACAGAAGAGGCUGAUGAAAAAGAAAAUCUUCUGCAUCUCCCCACAGAGAAUCAAUAUGUGCGGGCAAAUAAACCUCGUGUGCUUUGACAAAACUGGCACUCUUACAGAAGAUGGGCUGGACCUCUGGGGGACUGUCCCUACUGCUGACAACUGUUUCCAGGAAGUCCACAGCUUUGCCUCAGGCAGGGCUUUGCCAUGGGGCCCACUGUGUGCUGCCAUGACCAGCUGCCACUCUCUGGUACUUCUAGAUGGGACCAUCCAGGGAGACCCUCUGGACCUCAAAAUGUUUGAGGGCACCGCCUGGAUAAUGGAAGAUCGCAAUGCAGACUUCUCCAAAUUUGGGAUGUCAGACUCAAACAUAAUAAUAAAACCAGGACCAAAAGCCAGUCAGAGUCCCGUGCAAGCCAUCACUAUCUUACGCCAGUUUCCAUUUUCCUCGAGCCUGCAAAGGAUGUCUGUCAUCGCUCAGCUGGCAGGGGAGGAUCACUUCCAUGUCUACAUGAAGGGUGCCCCAGAGAUGUUGGCCAAGUUCUGCAGAUCCGAAACAGUGCCCAAUAAUUUCCCACAGGAGCUGAAGAAUUACACAGUGCAAGGCUUCCGUGUCAUUGCCCUUGCCCAUAACAAGUUGAGGAUAGGGAAUAUUUCAGAAGUGGCGAGUUUAUCCAGAGAGACGGUAGAGUCAGAGUUAACCUUUCUGGGACUUCUCAUAAUGGAGAAUCGCUUGAAAAAGGAAACCAAACCAGUGUUGAAGGAACUGACUGAGGCCCGCAUCAGGACUGUGAUGAUUACCGGUGACAACCUGCAAACAGCCAUUACUGUUGCAAAGAAUUCUGAAAUGAUUCCUCGAGGGAGCCAAGUGAUCGUUGUCGAAGCCAGCGAACCAGAAGAGUUUGUCCCUGCCUCUGUGACCUGGCAGUUGGUAGAGAACCAAAAGAAUGGACCUGGGAAGAAUGAAACCUGCGUUAACAUUGGAAACAGUUCAGUGCCUGCUGGAGAGAAAGGGUGCUGUUAUCAUUUCGCAAUGAGUGGGAAAUCAUACCAAGUGCUACUUCAGCAUUUCAACAGCUUGCUUCCAAAAGUUCUGGUGAAUGGAACCAUUUUUGCAAGAAUGUCUCCUGGGCAGAAAUCAAGCCUUGUUGAAGAAUUUCAGAAAUUAAAUUAUUAUGUGGGCAUGUGUGGAGAUGGAGCAAAUGACUGUGGGGCUUUGAAAAUGGCUCAUGCAGGCAUUUCCCUAUCAGAGCAGGAGGCAUCCGUGGCAUCCCCUUUCACCUCAAAAACAGCCAACAUCGAGUGUGUGCCUCAUCUCAUCAAGGAAGGCCGAGCUGCUCUGGUUUCAUCCUUUGGGGUAUUUAAAUACUUGACCAUGUAUGGCAUGAUCCAGUUUAUUAGUACAUCAUUGCUCUAUUGGCAACUACAACUCUUUGGAAAUUACCAGUAUCUCAUGCAAGAUGUAGCCAUUACCUUGAUGGUCUGUUUAACAAUGAGUUCAACUCAUGCGUACCCAAAGCUGGCUCCAUACCGCCCGGCAGGACAGCUGCUGUCUCCUCCUCUACUGCUCUCAAUCUUUUUGAAUUCCUGUUUCACCCUCAUUGUACAGAUCUGUGCAUUUCUCUAUGUGAAGCAGCAGCCAUGGUACUGUGAGGUCUACAGAUACAGUGAGUGCUUCCUGCACAACCAAAGUAAUUUCUCAGCAAAUGUGAGUUUGGAAAGAAACUGGACUGGAAAUGCAACUCUGACCCCUGCUUCAAUUUUAAGUUUUGAGAGUACCACUCUGUGGCCCAUCGCCACCAUCAACUGUAUCACAGUAGCAUUUAUCUUUUCUAAGGGAAAGCCAUUUCGAAAACCCAUCUACACAAACUAUAUAUUCUCACUUCUGCUGAUAUCUGCCUUGGCCCUCACAGUUUUCAUUCUGUUUUCUGAUUUUCAAGAUAUAUACCAUGGGAUGGAGUUCCUUCCCACCAUAACAUCAUGGAGGGUUUCGAUUUUGGGGGCAAGCCUCACCCAAUUCUGCGUGGCCUUCUUUGUGGAGGAUGCCAUCCUUCAAAAUCGAGAGCUCUGGCUAUUGAUCAAAAAAGAAUUUGGAUUCUAUUCUAAAAGUCAAUAUAGGACCUGGCAAAAAAAGCUGUCAGAAGACUCAACCUGGCCUCCCACUAACAGGACAGAUUAUUCGGGUGAUGGCAAAAGUGGAUUCUACAUCAACCGAGGCUAUGAAAUCUCUGAACAGCUUCCAAAAGAAAAACUCGAACAGGGGGGCCAAGCCACAGAACAGCAUUUUUGGACCAUGCUGUAAUCAGAAUUGUUGUUGUACAUGCUUAACAACAUCCACCCACCCCCCUUUUAUUCCCGCAGAAACUAAAGCACUAUAGAGAGGUGAUGAUAAUCUGACCUUAUCUUUUCUCUUUCCAUCUGAGGACUCAACGCACGUUUCUCAGUGUAUUGGAUCUUAAAUAUGCUUAUUUUGACUGUAUUCUCUACCAUUGAGAAAAUAAAUACAUUGCUUGGA
Molecule: messenger RNA, 3681 nt
Organism: Hipposideros armiger (great roundleaf bat)
Lineage: Eukaryota; Metazoa; Chordata; Mammalia; Chiroptera; Hipposideridae
Gene: ATP13A5
Product: ATPase 13A5
Exons: 29
Coding region: 1-3468 (1155 amino acids)
Biological process (GO): intracellular calcium ion homeostasis; polyamine transmembrane transport
Cellular component (GO): late endosome membrane
Molecular function (GO): ATP binding; polyamine transmembrane transporter activity; ATP hydrolysis activity
Source: RefSeq, a predicted model, not a curated record